Molecule: messenger RNA, 1247 nt
Organism: Paramecium octaurelia
Lineage: Eukaryota; Ciliophora; Oligohymenophorea; Peniculida; Parameciidae
Source: the annotation of a GenBank genome assembly
GUUUUAAUGAGAAUUUAUGCACUUUUAUGUAUAAUCGCAAUAGCGUAUUGCACAUAAACUACAAAGUAAUGACAUCAAAAAUAUGUUCAAGCUAGGCAAGUAUGUUUGAUGAAUAGCUCGGAUUAUUGACCAAAAGUAAAUUAGGAAAAACUAUGCUAAAUAUGAUAUCAUUGCAAUAAUUUACAGAAGUGGAUUUUAGUCCAUUAUAUGCAGCUAUAGAUGACAUAGUUGCAUCAACAUAAUAAGCAAAGUAAGACGAAGCUGAAUCAUUGGAUUCUUUCUAUUAGUAAUUCUUGAGCGAUUCAGAGUUCUAUUAAAAUCAAGUUACAGAGUACAAUACAGAAGUAUUAGCUUAAUAUUGAUCGAAGGUUGCACAACAUUAGAGUGACAUUACAACAUUAAAGAAGGAUAGAAACAGUUUACAAUAGUCUCUAUACGAUAAAAGCCAAUAAUUGAGUGAUUCCCAAAGAAAUCAAGCAUAAUUGCAAAGAACAGUUUAGAAUAACGAUUAGGCAACAGCAAAGAAGACAGCAGAAUACGACUCAUCAAUUUCCAUCGUUGACUAAGUUAUAGCAAAAUUGCAAUUGAUUAAAUGUAAUCCAAUUCCAAUAAUUUUAUAGAGUCAUCUUUUAUUGAAGUAAAUAAAGAGGAUUUGGCUGUUUCAGCUGCCACAUUCUCAAGAAGAUUGAGUGAAGUAUCUCAUCUUCCUCAUCUCUUUGAGCCCUUGUCAAAAGUAUUGGUCUAAAUGGGCACAUAAGGGUAAUAAGAGUAUUUAUACGAUUUGUUAGGUUUGCUGAUUAGGAAUAAGCAGGAAAUGCAGUUAAGUUACUAAAUAGCUUGAGGGAAGACUUGGUGGCUUCAAAAUUGGCUUUGUAAACGAAUGCUCAAUUGGAGAAGGACACCAAUGAUGGAUUGUUGGCUUCUUUGGAGGAGAACAUCAAUUUAUUGAAUAAUGAGAUAAUUCCAUAAUUGAAAGGAGACAUCGAAACUAAGGAUGGUGAGAUUGCAACCAAAUAAGGACUCUUAAAGGAUGCAUAAUCUAAUUUGGAUACUGCUUAGGCCAAUCUUGAUAAUGUGAAUGCUGGAUGGGUUGCUAGGUAUUUUGGUCAAUAUAUUGGAUUAGAUAGGAAUAGAAUAAGCAACUCAAUGAUGGAUGGGAUAAUGAGUUGAUGUUGUUAUCAUAGGCAGAAUCAGCUUUGGAGAGAGGAGGAAUUAGAAGAUAGUGAACAAUAUUAUAAACAAUUUAU